AAAUGGCCAAUUGGCGGGGCACCAAAAAUAAAAAGAAAACAAAGAGUCGACGAUUCAAAGCUUCGUCGUCUCUAACGAAUUUGCGAUAAUUUCGUUUGGUAGUGAUCGCAUCAAUCGAACAACAUGACGAGCUUCCGAUUCUUGUUCAGCAAUGGCGCCUUAUUGCAAGGCUCCGAAGUUCCUCCGGUCGCCACCUUCCUCGAAACUCAUCCUGGUGCUUAUACAACUACUCGGUCACUUAACAAUGCGUCAAGCAUUCUGUUUUGGGAUAGGCACAUGAAAAGAUUGACUCAAUCGGUGAAAAUUUUGUCGAAUUCAAGUCCAUUACUCUUGUCUGAAUCGAACAGAACGAUCAAUGAACUUGUAAAACCGUCGUGGAUCGAUUCUGUUCCUUGGGAACCAGCUAUCCGUACACUUGUUGAUGAUUCAAUGAGAAAAGUGAUGUCAACUGCAUUGAAUGAGAAAAUUGAGGGAGAAGAAUUGUCAAUUACAGUGAUUGUGAGUGUGAAUUUGGAAAAUUUGGGUGAAAAUUAUAGUCUUGUGGAUGUAGAAAGAGUUAAAGAGGCUCUUGGUGUGCAUGUAUAUGUUGGUAGUUAUGUUCCUCGUGAAUUUGGUGUCCCAGAAAAUGGUGCGAAUCUGGCUGUGGUGGGUCGAGGGAGGGAUGUUGCUGCGGCUAAGUAUUCAGAUUGGGUUAGGCGUAGGAAGUCUCUGGAAAAAUUGAGGCCUCCGUCUGUGUCUGAGCUUUUAUUGUCGAACGAUGGUGACCAGAUACUUGAAGGCAGCGUGACAAAUUUUUUUGUUGUUUGCCGCAAGGAAAAUAGUGAAUCUAAAGAAACAAGUGUUCUUGAUUCCAAAAGUAAAUAUUCCUUUGAACUUCAGACAGCUCCCAUUAGUGAUGGUGUUUUGACUGGAGUGAUUCGUCAAUUAGUCAUCGAGGCUUGUUCGAGCAAGGGCAUUUCAUUUCGAGAAGUUGCACCUACUUGGUCAAGUAAUGAAAUAUGGGAAGAAGCAUUUGUUACAAGUAGCUUGAGAAUCUUGGAGCACGUGAAUACUAUUUGCAUCCCUAGCGUAUGGAACUUGCUCGAUUCGAAAACCUGGAGUGAGAUAUCAUGGAACAAGAAGUCAUUUAAGGAUGUUCCUGGGAUGAUCUCAAGUACAAUCCAGAAAGAGAUAAUGGAGAGAGCCGUCUCAGAAGCAUUCCCGAUUGGUUACUUCGUGUAAAAGGUGCUAUAAACAACUCUUGUAGACUAGAAUAGGGUGAAUUAUUUGCUGAGUAUAGAUGUUUGUCGGUAAAUUGCGCAUAAAAUUAACAGCCCUAAGCUGAAAUUAGGACCUAGUAAAAACAACCUACAUAAUGGUAAUGCCUACAAAGUACAAAUAUGGAUAUGACACAAACACACUGACAUGUCAUCUUUUCAAACUUUAGGACUUGAUACAAGGACAUAUUUAUUAAA
This is a messenger RNA of Cucumis melo (muskmelon), 1454 nucleotides long. RefSeq lists its product as uncharacterized. Lineage: Eukaryota; Viridiplantae; Streptophyta; Magnoliopsida; Cucurbitales; Cucurbitaceae. Gene Ontology annotation, molecular function: catalytic activity. The coding region runs from base 124 to 1221 and encodes 365 amino acids. The transcript is spliced from 8 exons. The record is from RefSeq and is a predicted model, not a curated record.